This is a messenger RNA of Ogataea haglerorum, 690 nucleotides long. RefSeq lists its product as uncharacterized. Gene Ontology annotation, biological process: positive regulation of DNA-templated transcription, elongation; positive regulation of transcription by RNA polymerase I. Gene Ontology annotation, cellular component: CTDK-1 complex. Bases 1 to 690 code for a protein of 229 amino acids. Lineage: Eukaryota; Fungi; Ascomycota; Pichiomycetes; Pichiales; Pichiaceae. The record is from RefSeq and is a predicted model, not a curated record. The transcript is spliced from 2 exons.
AUGGACUCCUUCGAGGCGAGAGUCUAUCUAACCAAACAGCUGAGCUCGCUCACGCCCUCGAAACAGGCUGCUCAGCAGUGCGCAAAGUUUUUGCUGAAACACAAGGAGCUUCAAGAAGACCUUUACUCUGUUAUUUUGGAGAGUCUCGACGCCGCAGACCUGAACAUUCGCAUCAAUAUCUUCCAAUUCCUAGAGGAACUUAUUGUAUACUGCCAGAAUGACUCACAGAAACCAUACGUAUCCUCAAUUAUAAAGGAUAUGAAAUUAAUACUUACCAAGAUUCUCCCGCCAAAGCCUGAUAAUGUAUCCUGCGAGACCAGAUUGUUAACAAAUCUCCAUGCUGCUUACACGAUAUUGGUAAACAUCUCCAAAUCGUGCAUGUUCACUAACCUCAAAGAAUACAAAGCCAAGUACAGUUCCAACUUGCUAACUGAUAUGGAUAGAAACAGGAUCGAGCUUCAGCUCCAGUUUGACGAAAAACCUUUAUAUACAGAAAAAGAGCUUCCAGACUCCAUCGAUACCCAGCUAGAAUCACCAUGUACAGUCUCCGACAGAGCCCUUGCAGGACACAUUCACGAAAACGCGGAAGCAACUUUUGGCUCGGAUCGAGGCCGACAGAGAACGGCAGAAGCGUGGCAAAGAGAACCUUUGGCAAAUAAACAGGGAAAAUGGAUCAAUAACGGAAUUUGA